AUGGACGAGACUACUUUUAAUCAAACCACUAACGAUUUUGAAUUGGAUGCAAAUCAACUUGCUGCACCAGAUGCCGUCUUCUCGGACAGAGUACGUAGAUUCCAAGAGUUUUUAGACACGUUCUCUACUUAUAAAGACCAAGUUAGAGAGAUUCAGCUGUACAAUAACGCUUUCAACACAAAUGAUGAAAAGAAUUUAGACGAUGAAUUAUAUGAUCAUGCUAAAGAUUUAGAAGAAAACUUUAAUGAAGAUUAUGACCUUAACAAAAAACAGGCUUCUGGUAAAGCUUUAAACAUUUUACCCCAAAGAAUUACAAUAUCAUUGGAUGAUUUAAGAGAAUUCGAUAGAUCCUUUUGGACAGGUAUUCUAAUGGAACCUGCUUUUUUCAUUCCACCUGCUGAAAAAGCUUUAUCUGAUAUGGCUAAUGUCUUAGAUGAAAAUACAAAUCAAAAUUUUAGAAACUUCCAAAAUGGUAGUCGUCCUUGGAAUUUAUCCUUCAAGGGUUCAUUUGGUUCUCAUGCGUUAUCUCCACGUACUUUAAAUUCUCAAUUCUUAAAUAAAUUGAUAUCUGUAGAAGGUAUCGUGACAAAGACCUCAUUGGUUAGACCAAAAUUGAUAAGAUCUGUACAUUAUGCAGAAAAGACUGCAAGAUUUCAUUAUAGAGAAUACACUGACGCUACAACAUCAUUGACUACUAAGAUUCCAACACCUGCCAUAUAUCCAACUGAAGAUACAGAUGGUAAUAAAUUAACUACCGAAUAUGGUUAUUCUACUUAUAUGGAUCAUCAACGUAUUACUGUCCAAGAAAUGCCAGAAAUGGCUCCAGCAGGGCAAUUACCAAGAUCCAUAGAUAUAAUCUUGGAUGACGAUUUAGUUGAUAGGACUAAACCCGGUGACAGAGUCAACGUUGUCGGUGUAUUUGUCUCCUUAGGUGCUGGUGGUAUGAGUCGUAGCGACAGUAAAGGUAGUAAUGCAUUUAGAACUUUAAUUAUUGGUAAUAGUGUAUACCCAUUACAUGCUAGAUCGACUGGUGUAUCAGCCCAGCAAGUACUAACAGAUUUUGAUAUUAGAAAUAUCAAUAAAUUGGCUAAGAAGAAAGAUAUCUUCGAUAUUUUAUCUCAAUCAUUGGCUCCAUCUAUUUACGGUCAUGAACACAUUAAAAGAGCAAUCUUAUUGAUGUUGAUGGGAGGUGUUGAAAAAAAUUUGGAUAAUGGUUCUCAUUUAAGAGGUGAUAUCAAUAUCUUAAUGGUUGGUGAUCCAUCCACAGCUAAAUCACAAUUGCUAAGAUUUGUGUUAAAUACUGCAUCCUUAGCCAUUGCUACAACUGGUAGAGGUUCUUCUGGUGUUGGUUUAACUGCCGCUGUUACUACGGAUAGAGAAACUGGUGAAAGAAGACUUGAAGCAGGUGCAAUGGUGUUAGCUGAUCGUGGUGUUGUGUGUAUUGAUGAAUUCGAUAAGAUGACUGAUACUGAUAGAGUUGCAAUUCAUGAAGUCAUGGAGCAACAAACCGUCACUAUUGCAAAGGCAGGUAUUCAUACCACUCUGAAUGCUCGUUGUUCUGUUAUUGCCGCUGCUAAUCCAGUGUAUGGUCAAUAUGAUGUACAAAAGGAUCCUCAUCAAAACAUUGCUUUACCAGAUUCUUUGUUGUCACGUUUCGAUUUAUUGUUUGUGGUGACUGAUGAUAUUAAUGAAAUAAAGGACAGAGCCAUUAGUGAGCAUGUCCUUAGAACACAUAGAUAUUUACCCCCGGGCUAUUUAGAAGGUGAACCUAUAAGAGAAAGAUUGAAUCUAUCACUUGCUGUUGGUAUCGAAAACCCUGAAGAACAAACAGAAAAUAAUGCUAACGGUGCGGAAGAGAGUGAAGAUAGUGUUUUUGAGAAAUUUAACCCAUUGUUACAAGCCGGUGCUAAACUAGCCAUGAACAAGGGUGAUCAUAAUGGUGAUUUGAUUCCAAAUUUAGUCACUAUUCCUUUCCUAAGAAAAUAUAUUCAAUAUGCUAAGGAGAGAGUUAUCCCUCAAUUAACCCAAGAGGCAAUUGACAUCAUUGUUAAAGAAUAUGCAGAGUUGAGAAACGACGAAAAUACUAAGAAAUCUCCAAUUACUGCAAGAACUCUUGAAACUUUGAUCAGAUUGUCCACAGCUCAUGCUAAAGUCAGACUGUCUAAGACAGUUAGUAAAUCAGAUGCUCGUAUUGCUUCGAGAUUAUUAAGGUUUGCUCUGUUAGGUGAAGAUAUUGGUGAUGACAUUUAUAAUGAGGAUGAAAAUGAAGAAAAUAUUUCAUUCAGAAGAUCUCCAAAGAAAUCUCCAAAGAAGAAACAAAGAGUAUACGCGAAUACAAGUAGGCCAGAGUCACCUAUCAAGCCUAGAACUCCAUCAAGAAGAUCACCUUCAAAAUCAAGUGCACCAUCAUCUACCCAAAGCUUAGUUACUAGAAGGAGAUUGCAAUUAGAUGAUGAUGACAAUAACGAUGACGACUAUAUUGCAAUGUCUCCAUUACCAAGAGACGAACAAGAAGAUUUAGAAAGAAGGUUACGUUCCGGUUUACGUGUCUCUCCAAGACGUAGAGGACAGAUAGAUUCUCGUGGUCCAUUGACUGAAGCAGGUGGUGAAAAGUUGUCAAAUAUUUCCUCUUUCAGUGACGACACUGGAUUAACUGAAGAAGCUAUUGGUUCCAUCUCUACAGCCAGAUUAGCUACUUUUUCAAGUGUCAUGGCUGCAUUAAUGCAAUCUGAUCUAUUCCAAGAUGAUUGUUACCCUAUUGAACCUCUUUUCGGGAAAGUUAAUGAUGAAGUAGACAAUGAGGAAGAAUUUGCCAUGUCCGAAUAUAUGGCUGGUCUAAGAAUUUUGUCUGAGAGAAAUAAUAUCAUGAUAUCUGAAGAUAAAGUAUGGAGAGUGUGA
Maudiozyma barnettii is the source of this 2898-nucleotide messenger RNA. RefSeq names its product MCM DNA helicase complex subunit MCM3 (gene MCM3). Gene Ontology annotation, biological process: DNA replication; double-strand break repair via break-induced replication; mitotic DNA replication initiation. Gene Ontology annotation, cellular component: nucleus; MCM complex. The transcript has a single exon. The record is from RefSeq and is a predicted model, not a curated record. Gene Ontology annotation, molecular function: single-stranded DNA binding; ATP hydrolysis activity; single-stranded DNA helicase activity. Bases 1 to 2898 code for a protein of 965 amino acids. NCBI's taxonomy places the organism in Eukaryota, Fungi, Ascomycota, Saccharomycetes, Saccharomycetales, Saccharomycetaceae.